Molecule: messenger RNA, 440 nt
Organism: Dreissena polymorpha
Lineage: Eukaryota; Metazoa; Mollusca; Bivalvia; Myida; Dreissenidae
Exons: 4
Coding region: 81-440 (119 amino acids)
Source: RefSeq, a predicted model, not a curated record
UUAAAGCUCUGAAACUAAUUUUCAAAAAGCAGGAUAGUACACAAAAGUGGCUAGACUUUUACGAAUCGCUCAAUUCCAACAUGGACAGUUUAGAUUCUGGAGUAUUUCCUUUAACACUGCUACCGAGACAACCUAUAAGGCAUGCCUUUCCACCAGGACAAGGAAUGGUUCCUGAAGUUCGUGAACUGAUUGAAAAGGAAAACAGACAGCCAUUGGUACAGAUAAAAAAGCGGAAAACUGGAGACGAAGCUUCUGACCUCAGGGUUGCCAAAAAGAAGAAUGAUAACACUUCUGGUGGGAAAGGGUUUGGCAAAAGGAAGAGAAGAUUUUUAUAUGACACAACACUGUGCAGAUCACGACUGGUCAUGAUUUCAGAUGAAGAAAGGAAGAAACAUCUGUGGAUAAAAAUCUUGAUGGACCUGUAUACUUCAUUUAUGUAG